CUGGCUUCUGUUAUUCAGUUUUUGUCAAUGGCUGUAAAAUAUGUUUAAAUGUCUAUCCCUUCUUAAUCGUAGACUUGCUUAUAGGUAAAGUAUUUUUUGCGAGUGUUCAAGCGUUAAUUAUUUUACCACACAAUACAGGACACGCAAACAGUAUAGUACAAGAUAGGCUAUUUAUUUAUUUACUGUAUUAUAAAAGCAAUAAAGCAUCGACUUGAAAUACUCAAUUGAAGAAAUACGUAGGCGUUUUCGAGCGCCCCUUGUGUAUGUCUAUGGUGAUGUAAUCCACACUGAUAAAGUAUUUCUUCCAUCUUCAUUUCCUUGAACCGAUGACAAAUUAGUCUGUACUAUAGGCGAGACCAAUUAGCAUAUAUCAUUCAGAAUAUACAGUUACGUUUGACUUGGACAAAACUGCGUACAGUUUUUUUCAGUAGUAAGAAAUAAAAUUAGUGAGAUUUUUUUAAAAGUCUGAGCAGAAUCGUUGUUUAUAGUGCAAACAUGCACUUUAUCCCGCGCACAGGACAUUUCUAGGCUCCGUCGACUUGAAUUUCAACAGCAGAACAUGAGUUACAUCAACGUGAACGUGAGCUCUCUUAUACAAACAGUGCUGGCUCGUGUGGUAGAGCCGUUCCAUAAAAUACUUUUGAGAAUUAGCUUUAAAAAAUAGGUAUAAAAACAUUAAAAUAUCUAACCGGUUUAUUGUAUAACAUUUAUAGAUAUUUGCUCACCAUUGUUUUGCAUCUGAUUAUUAAACCCAAACGUUAAAAACGCGCGUGCAUCCUACCAGAUAUGUUAGACGAAGCUGAAGACUGUUUAAUCCCCAUUUACCCGUGACUUCAGGUCUAAUUGAAGUUCACGAAGCCCAUGUAGGUGGUGUCUCCUAGUCUCACUCGGCUUGUCUGUGCAGACAAUAAGCUACUGGAGCUAAAACCCGCCAUAAAACCAGCCUAUAUCUCCGGCUGCCUUUAGUGUUGGUUUCCACCCUGCCCUCAUUUAAGCUUUAAAAGUCGCAAUAACAACAACAACAACAACAAAAAUGUUGUCCUGGAUCCCUGGAGAAAAAAGUCUAACCAGCCAAUAUUUAAAUGAAUGCAUGCAAACUAUUGAACAGUACAGAUUAAAAUUUUCGACUAAUUUUUCGGGGUAUAGUGUUUAAAGCAUACCCACAUUUGUCCCCAUAGGCCUGAACGCCUACAUAAGGAUACCAUCAGCCGUCCUUCUCUAUGGAGGCCAAUGUAAUUUUAACAGGGCUGCAGUCCAAGUUAAAACUUUAUGGCCCUAAACCGUGUUUAGACCACUAGGUUUCUCCACUACUGCUUGAGGUCAGACACGACAAGACAGCUCUUUCGACAGUCCGUACCGGAAAAUUCAUAGUACAAAACAUAUCAUUUUAAUUUUUAAAUAAACGUGCUCAUUUGAGCAAGCUGUGCUUGGUGCAUGAUGGAAGCUGGUAGCCUGAAGAAUGGCAACAUUAUGCUCCUGAAUUUAGCUGCAUUUACACCUCCGCCUUAUGCGCGCCAUGCAUUUGCACGGAUAAGGGUAGUGAAUUAACUUCUGUAGCCUAUGACUAAUUGACCGUGUUACCCAAGCGGUACAAGUGCAAAAAAACUGCAUACGGCCGCAUAUAAGUAAACCAGGAUUUACAAACAAUUUGGAUGGAACAAUUAAAAAAAACCGCAAUUAGUGUAGGCAACCUCUAUUAACAUUUUUCCAUUCAUCUUUAAAAAUAGACAAAUGUCUAAUCAUGCAAUGAUUUGUUCUUUAAUAAAUUGAACAAAAUAAAUAAUUUCCCCUAACGUACUCAUCAACUAAUAAGAGGGGCACAAAUUGUGAAUGUAUUUAAUGACACAAUUUCCCUUUGAGCAAAUAAUAACCUAUUGCAGAGAAGCUCUCAAACACAAAAUUCGCAAUAAUUCUUUAGGAUAAAAAAAAAAAAAGAUACAUUUAUAAAAUACUAUCAGUUGAAAUGCUCGUGGAAGGGGCUUCUUAAAAACAAAAAACCCAAAGAGCAUGAUAUGUCCAAAUGCAUUCGAUUAUUUGGAUUGAUAAACAAAACAAAAUUCUAAGGCGGUAAAUAUAAAUCGACCAUAUGAAGUUUGCUUGGCUAUCAAUAAAACGUUUCUUCUUACAGCACAUUUACAAAUGCUGGCACAAUAUAGCCUUCACUUAGUAGUAGUUGUCAAAUUCUUCUCAUGGUCACAUGACUUUCUGCUCUCUGCUAUGGAUGGAGAUGGAUCUCCACGUCACCUCUCUGCUCAAAAUUUCUACUCGGCGAUUGCGCUCCAAACCCACUAGAGCUCUACUCGGCACAACGAUGUGAAGCAGGACCAGCGCUUUGGUACGGGCCAUUAGAUAAUGGAUUAUGAUGAGCGUGUGCCCGUUGGGUCUAAUAUGUAUUUGCCUAACUGCACUUACUACGUGUCCGGAACGGACUUUUCCAGCCUUCCACCGUUUUUGCCCCAAACCCCGUCUACUUGCCCCAUGACAUACUCUUACUCAUCGUCUAGUUUGCCCCAGGUUCAGUCCGUUCGGGAAGUAGCAUUUAGAGACUAUGCCAUUGACUCUGCCAGCAAGUGGCACCACCGGGCCAAUUUGCCACACUGCUACGCGCCAGAAGACAUGGUGCACCGAGACUGCCUUCCCAACCCGGGGACUUUAGGGGACAUGUUCUCGAAAAACAGUUCGGCUGUUUACCACUCGGGAUCCGGUCAUGCUUCCGGCGUGUAUGGCAGCGUCGGAAGGAACGGUGUUUUGCCCCAGGCUUUUGAUCAGUUUUUCGAAACGGCUUACGGCAACGUGGAGAAUCAAAACAGCGAACAGGCGAGCCGAUCUAACAGCAGUAAAGCCCCUCCGGCAGUUGCGGCAGCCUUGAGCUCGAGGACAGAGCCAAGCAGGGACCUCGAGGAUGCAGAACGCCGCGAGGAGACCAGCAGUCCCGAAUCAUCUUCCGGCAAUAACGAAGAAAAAUACGCGAGCACAAAUGGACAAAAAACGCGCAAGAAGCGAUGCCCCUACUCCAAGUAUCAAAUAAGAGAACUGGAACGAGAAUUUUUCUUUAGUGUUUACAUAAACAAAGAGAAGAGGCUGCAAUUAUCCAGGAUGCUUAACCUCACCGACCGUCAAGUAAAAAUCUGGUUUCAAAACAGGAGAAUGAAGGAAAAAAAACUGAACAGAGACCGUUUACAGUACUACUCAGCAAACCCUUUGCUGUAGAGCUUGUGUGCGUAUGUGUGUGAGUGUGUGUGAGAGAUAGUGUGAACUUCAAGGUCGCGGCGCCUGAACAUUCCAGGAGCGGAUCUGAAGGUCCAGAAACCUCAUUUCACCAUAUUUAGUCUAUGCAAUAUAGAAGAAAUUAUUAUUAUUAUUAUUAUUAUUAUUAUUAUUAUUAUUAUUAUUAUUAUUAUUAUUAUAAGUGCAUUUCCAUUCAGUCAGCAGUGUCAAAUACAUUUUACAGGGUUUUUUUUUAUCAUCUAUUGUUUUAUGGCUUUAUUUUUUGACGAUCGUGUGUACAUUAUAUUUAUAAAUGUGAUAUGUAUACCUGUUCAAAACAUUGUACAGUAAAGGAAGUCAUUCUAGAGAAAGGAAAGGUUCAGGAAAGGUUCAUUAAUUUGAUUGUCUUUAUACUAACAAUCCUUCCUUUCAAUUUUUUUGUUUAAAUUUUUUUUUUUUAACAAAGCAGGUUAAUUGGUUUGUACGGAUUGAAUGUGAGCUGAAUUUUGUCCCUUUUUUUGCCAGACUUUCAUCUAUAGGCCAAAUGGACGGAUUUAAUGAAUACACAAAAAAAGUGUACAAACUCAAAUUUUGUAUGAAGAACAACCUUAAAAGCAAUAGUGAAGUCGAAAAGGACACCGCUUAACAUUUUACCAUUUCAAAUGUUAGGCUAAUAUCUUCGAAUUGUCAUACUGUAAUUUUUCCAACUUGUGAUACAUUAUGGACUAUGCAUUCAGAACUCGUUAUAUAAAUCAGUUCGUGAA
Molecule: messenger RNA, 3971 nt
Organism: Silurus meridionalis
Lineage: Eukaryota; Metazoa; Chordata; Actinopteri; Siluriformes; Siluridae
Gene: hoxa11b
Product: homeobox A11b
Exons: 2
Coding region: 2353-3210 (285 amino acids)
Biological process (GO): anatomical structure development; regulation of transcription by RNA polymerase II
Cellular component (GO): nucleus
Molecular function (GO): DNA-binding transcription factor activity, RNA polymerase II-specific; RNA polymerase II cis-regulatory region sequence-specific DNA binding
Source: RefSeq, a predicted model, not a curated record